ACAGUGCAGAAAUACCCCUGAAUGACCGUCAUAGGUUAUCGAUGCAAGCUUUAUUCUCUCUGCUCUACUGUAGAGAUUCUUCAAGUGUUUGUUACAGGCUAAAUCAAUAGCGGAGGCAACAGAUUCUGUCCCCAAUCAGUGCGCGCUCUAGUGGACAAUACAAGAUGUUGUUGACGAAUACAGCCAAGAAGAUUUUGGAGAAUGUCUGGUCCCUGGCGUGCUGCGACUACGGUUGCUGUGACUGUUGCCGGGAGGACACAACCCCGCAUGUGAAGAAAAUUACGAAGUCCGACAUUCAGCAUUCAUUCCGUGAUUCUGUUUCCCGGCUUGAUUCCACGAGCUCCACCAACGAAUCAUCUACCCCGAAAAGCGUUCGCGAGCGUUCAGAAUCCGACAGUGUGUCCCGUACCGAUUCCGUAUCAUCGGCUACUUCGGCGAGUCAGUUUUCUUUUGAUUAUCGAAAACCGACGACGACUCCAAUAAUUGAUAUGAAACCGAUUGAGUUUUGGGCGGCGAACAAAGAGGCAAUACAACCGAAGCAAGGCCGCCGCCGGUUACCAAGCGAAACUGAAAUAACAAUAGAAAACUUUCAAAAAGAUCUUUAUGAGACUGAGAAGGUAAACAGGCAAAUAUGUAUGACAGAUGAAGAAAAAUUGUCCAAAUAUCAGCUUGGACAAAUCCAUUUUGGACUCCAGUACGAGGUAUCAACAAACAUUUUGGUUGUGAAAAUCAUUGAAGCGAAAGAACUGCCCCCACCGUACUGCCUAGAUGAAAACAAACAAGAUAUGGCACAUUCAAAUCCAUAUUGUCGAGUGUCACUUAUUCCUGACUCUAAAAACUCCCACCAAACCUCUGUACAGCGCAAGACUCAGGAACCGACAUGGAGCGAAUAUUUUAUGUUCGAGAUUCCGUUUAAAGAGGUAGGGGAAAGAACUCUAGAGAUUUUGAUUAAAGACUUUGAUAAGUACUCCCGUCAUUGUAACAUCGGACAGGUGCAUUUCCCACUCGAGGGACUGAAUCUCGUGAAGGGCAUACAUACAUGGAAACCUCUGUCACCUUGUAUUACAGAUCGACAUGAUCUCGGAGAGCUGCUGUUGUCACUUAACUACCUUCCAAGUGCGGGACGCCUGAACAUUGAUGUCAUUAAGGCAAAACAGCUGUUACAGACGGACAUAAUUGGAGGUUCAGAUCCGUUCGUAAAGGUGACACUGGUCCACUUCGAGAAACCAGUCAAAACAAGAAAGACCACUUUCAAGAAGAACACUUUGGACCCAGUAUUUAAUGAAUCAAUCAGUUUUAACAUUACACCCCAGCAGCUGGAUACCUCCAGUCUCGUCAUUACUAUUUGGGACUACAAUUCGAAAAGCAAAGAUGAUUUCGUUGGUCGUAUUGUCCUUGGGAAAUAUUCUACUGGGCCACACGAAUCAAACCAUUGGACGCGCAUGCUCCAGUCCCACCGAGUUCCGGUUGCGCAGUGGCAUUCAAUGCGCACUCGACAAGAAUGCGACCAGGUUUCACCAGCCUCUAUUGCAGUGCCAUGAUUUUGAAAAAAAACACACUUUUUUCCCCGCUGCUAAAAGAUAUUUGAUACUGCCCAUGCAUUUUGGAGGCUAAACAUACUUAAAAGGAGGAGAGUUGGACAGGAAGUAGGUUCGAGCCUAAUAAGGCUAUGAAGUUUGCGAGGAGGAAGAUGAUCAAUGUACAUAAUACUGUCAAACUAAAAAAAGAUACCGGUUGUGAAUUGUACAGUGUUUAUAGUCAAAGGCCGAAUAUUAAUUCGAUCUGACCCCAUGUAUUUUGCCAAAGUUCUGUUAUAUGUGCUACUUUGAUUCAGUUCAUUUAUACAUGUAGUACAAAACAUAGAGGUAAUGUUGAGUUUAUUUUUGUAUAUUGCAUUGUUUUUUUUAUUCAGAAUAACUUAUGUAAAUAGUAUUAUACAUGUUUUACAAAUCAUAUUUGAAAAGAUGUUUUUGAAAAUACCACCAUUAAGAUGUUCAUGCAGUCUUGUAUAAAUGUCUCCCAGUUGUGUUUUAUGUUUUUGACAAAAUAUACUUUAUUUCGGAAUACUGAUAUGGAAAUGUAUAGUUGCCGAGGAAACGCCUCUCCAAAAUGCCAUUCAUUGGCAGUUUGUGUAUCCUCGAAUUCGAUGUCUGGUUUGACUUUAAUUAAUGAUAGAAUUAUAAAAGCUCGAUUUAUAAGCUCGAUUGUGAAAGAGGCUUUGUAACUUACAUGAAAUACCGAGACAGAGCUUCACGGAAAUGACGUCAUUUUGGUAAAUUCUUUAAUUAGAGUUUGACAUCGAAUGAUGGAUGAAAUUGACAUAAACAUCUUGGCUGUCAGGUCGUAUAAAUGUCUUACCUGACAUGAUAGCAAAAGUCUUGGAUUUUGGCAAGAAUCUAUUGAUGUGUCAGUCGUUUUAAAGACAUUACUGUUUAAAUAAGUAGGACGUGUUUGCGUCAAAUGUAACAGCUAAACAGCUAAUGAAGCUGGUGUGAAACCGGCAUGUAUAUUUUUAUAUUUAUAUGAUAAGUGUAUAUAAAGUGUAUAUAAAUAUAUUAAUUUUUGUACUCUAAGACAUGUUUUACGGAUCGUGCAAACUGAUUUGUCGUAAAAUUUAAAUUCUGUUUAAAUUACUUAUAGUUUAUUGAUACAAAAUGGCCGGCGCUAUAAUUAACACACAUUGAACGUACACACGCAUUGAAUGUACCCUAUCAAAUCAAGGUUAAAACUAACCCUAACCUUUAAUCAGAAAGAUGUACAUUCAAUGACCACGCGACACAACGUCUGGCAACUAUCACCUUGUAUUAAUAACACAGUUAAGAUAAAUGGGACAUGCUUCGUUUUCUUUGGAACGGCUUAUUGUAUAUUCACAAAGCUGAUUCUGAAUAUGUAAAUGAAAUUCCAUUGUAAACGUCGCCUUGAAAUGAUUGAAUAUACUUGUAGAAACAAGAAAGCACAGGCUUGUCGCUGUUUAACAUGUUGCCGAAAAAAAAACGACAAAUGAAUUUGCACAGUCUAUAUAUAUGACGUUCUUACCAUAAGUUGAUCUGUCUGUGAUCCUGCGUUCCGAUAUUUAUUUUUUCCCGAAAUAAUCUGAUACUGAAAGGAAUAAAAAUAAAUUUUGAUAAACUUC
Messenger RNA from Mercenaria mercenaria, 3133 nucleotides. RefSeq names its product synaptotagmin-17-like. The record is from RefSeq and is a predicted model, not a curated record. Lineage: Eukaryota; Metazoa; Mollusca; Bivalvia; Venerida; Veneridae. Gene Ontology annotation, molecular function: syntaxin binding; phosphatidylserine binding; calcium-dependent phospholipid binding. The transcript is spliced from 4 exons. Bases 165 to 1541 code for a protein of 458 amino acids. Gene Ontology annotation, biological process: cellular response to calcium ion; calcium-ion regulated exocytosis; regulation of calcium ion-dependent exocytosis. Gene Ontology annotation, cellular component: membrane.